Rhea pennata is the source of this 1086-nucleotide messenger RNA. It is a transcript of the gene POU3F4, whose product is annotated as POU class 3 homeobox 4. Gene Ontology annotation, biological process: regulation of transcription by RNA polymerase II; brain development. The transcript has a single exon. The record is from RefSeq and is a predicted model, not a curated record. The coding region runs from base 1 to 1086 and encodes 361 amino acids. NCBI's taxonomy places the organism in Eukaryota, Metazoa, Chordata, Aves, Rheiformes, Rheidae. Gene Ontology annotation, cellular component: nucleus. Gene Ontology annotation, molecular function: DNA-binding transcription factor activity, RNA polymerase II-specific; RNA polymerase II cis-regulatory region sequence-specific DNA binding.
AUGGCCACAGCCGCCUCCAACCCCUACAGCAUCCUCGCCUCCAGCUCGCUGGUCCAUGCCGACUCGGCGGGCAUGCAGCAGGGGAGCCCCUUCCGCAACCCCCAGAAACUCCUCCAAAGUGACUACCUGCAGGGCGUGCCCAGCAAUGGGCACCCGCUGGGGCACCACUGGGUGACCAGCCUCAGCGACGGCGGGGCCUGGCCCUCGGCGCUGGCCUCGGCCCCGCUGGAGCAGCCGGACGUCAAGCCGGGCCGCGAGGACCUGCAGCUGGGCGCCAUCAUCCACCACCGCUCGCCCCACGUCUCGCACCACUCGCCCCACGCCAACCACGCCGGCGCCUGGGGGGCCAGCCCGGCCCACAGCGCCUCGCUGGCCUCGGCCGCCCAGCCCCUCAACGUCUACUCGCAGGCCGGCUUCGCCGUGGGCGGCAUGCUGGAGCACGGCGGCCUCACGCCGCCGCCCGCCGCCGCCGCCGCCGCCGCCAUGCACCCGGGGCUGCGCGACGGCGCCGAGCACGGCGACCUGGGCGGCCACCACUGCCAGGACCACUCGGACGAGGAGACGCCGACCUCGGACGAGCUGGAGCAGUUCGCCAAGCAGUUCAAGCAGCGGCGCAUCAAGCUGGGCUUCACCCAGGCCGACGUGGGCUUGGCCCUGGGCACGCUCUACGGCAACGUCUUCUCGCAGACCACUAUCUGCCGCUUCGAGGCCCUGCAGCUCAGCUUCAAGAACAUGUGCAAGCUGAAGCCGCUGCUGAACAAGUGGCUGGAGGAGGCCGACUCCUCCACGGGCAGCCCCACCAGCAUCGACAAGAUCGCCGCCCAGGGCAGGAAGAGGAAGAAGAGGACCUCCAUCGAGGUGAGCGUCAAAGGCGUGCUGGAAACUCACUUUCUCAAAUGCCCCAAGCCCGCCGCCCAGGAGAUCUCCUCGCUGGCAGACAGCCUACAGCUGGAGAAAGAAGUGGUGCGGGUCUGGUUUUGCAACAGAAGGCAAAAAGAGAAAAGAAUGACUCCGCCAGGGGAGCAGCAGCCGCACGAGGUGUACCCGCACAGCGUGAAAACGGACACAGCCUGCCACGACCUCUGA